AUAAAAUGACGUAAUUUAUGAUUAGUGACUCACGUAUGGCCUUCGCCUUAUGAUAUCCAGUGUUGACUGUCUUGUAAUGUCUUGAGUGCCGACAGUCUUAACCCCAUUUGAUCCCAAUUUUUUGGCCAUUGAUUUCAAAUCCGAUUUCAUUGAAUUAGACUUUAGAUUUGUUUUAUUCAUUUGAAUGAUUUGUUAAUUGAUUCCCAAAUGACAUGAGAAACCAAUUGAAUGCGUUUUUGAGACAAAUUUGAUAUCAAUUAUCAUCAAAAGUGGAUUCAUUUGGGACACAUUCAAUACAGCGUGAACUCCAAAAUCUGAGUUUGCAAACAGGUGCCGAUCAUCAGCUAAACGAUUGGCUUCAAUUGGGACAGUCAUUGUUGGCCGACAUCAGUGACUUCAGCGGUGGUCAUCUAAUGCCUCCAAUGCCUCCCAGGCGUAGAAAAUACAAUAUAGACGUCUGUGAAGAGGAUAAGAAUCAAUCCAAACGUUUCAAGACUUCAGUAAUGAGUGAUCGCUAUAAUUCUCGUCGCAAUAGUUCCCGAACUGAUGACGAAAUGAGCUCUUUUUCACAAAAGAAAUGUAUUGCUUUCUUCAAAGAGUUUGCUUCCCAUAGUGAUCCCGAAAUUAUUGAACCGGAAGGCAUAGAAAAUUUCUGUAAUGCACUGUCGGUUCAACCCGAAGAUAUAGUGAUGUUAGUGAUUGCCUGGAAAAUGGAGGCAAAACAGAUGGGAUACUUCCACAUCAAAGAGUGGGUUAAAGGCAUGAGUGAAAUGCAAUGUGAUUCAUUAGCAAAAUUACGUAACAAAUUGGACUCUUUGCGCCUUCAACUCAACGACUCGUCGGUAUUUAAAGCCAUAUAUCGUUACUCAUUUGACUUCGCGAAGGACAAAGAUCAGCGAAGUAUCGACUUAGAGACGGCUAAAGCAAUGCUUCAGCUCUUAUUAGGCAAUCGAUGGCCACUUUAUCUCUACUUUCAUCAAUUUUUAGAGCAAUCGAAAUAUAAAGUCUUAAAUAAGGACCAGUGGUGUAAUGUACUGGAGUUUAGUCGCUCUAUUAGUCACGAUCUGGGAAACUAUGACGAGGACGGCGCGUGGCCCGUAUUGCUGGACGAGUUUGUCGAGUGGUACCGAAAAGUUGCGCACAUUAAUUAACAGUAUGUGUGAACCACUAAAUAGCAAAUAUUUGAAAUUAUAUGUCAAUUAAUAUUGUAAUUAAUAACUAAUUUAUCAAAAUUUUUGCCAACACAUUGUCAACAAAACAAAAAUAUAAUAAACAUUUGUAUUAGGGAUUGAAUACUAUUGUAUACAUAUU
This is a messenger RNA of Oppia nitens, 1311 nucleotides long. RefSeq names its product DCN1-like protein 4. The coding region runs from base 414 to 1151 and encodes 245 amino acids. Gene Ontology annotation, cellular component: ubiquitin ligase complex. The record is from RefSeq and is a predicted model, not a curated record. Gene Ontology annotation, biological process: protein neddylation; positive regulation of ubiquitin-protein transferase activity. The transcript has 7 exons. Gene Ontology annotation, molecular function: ubiquitin-like protein binding; ubiquitin conjugating enzyme binding; cullin family protein binding. Lineage: Eukaryota; Metazoa; Arthropoda; Arachnida; Sarcoptiformes; Oppiidae.